Messenger RNA from Cyprinus carpio (common carp), 2482 nucleotides. Its product is annotated as very-long-chain enoyl-CoA reductase-like. Gene Ontology annotation, biological process: very long-chain fatty acid biosynthetic process. The record is from RefSeq and is a predicted model, not a curated record. Gene Ontology annotation, molecular function: oxidoreductase activity, acting on the CH-CH group of donors. Lineage: Eukaryota; Metazoa; Chordata; Actinopteri; Cypriniformes; Cyprinidae.
UGAAACUGAAAUAAAAAUUAAUAAAAGAUAAUAAAAACUAAUUCAAAAUAUUAACAAAUAACAGUAUCUCUACAAUUCAGUUAAAUCUUUCACAUUCCUCAGAGCUUUAGAACAGGUGAUGGAAAAGACCUUAUGUACAGUAAAUAUACCAGAUAACUUGAGACACGUUGCCUAUCAUCACUGUAUGUUUGUCUGUUUGUCUUACUGCUGACAGACACAAAUGGCUUCUGUAUAGCAAUGACUUGCCCAAACCUAUUAUGAGAACCUCUAGGGACCUCAGAAGUGGCUUAUUUAUUGAAUCCAAGCUUGGUGUGGCCACAGACAAACUCAAAUAGAUGUCCUGACAGCCACUGCGUGACUCUGCUUGCAAGGCAGAUGCAUUAAUAUUCCUCAGGCACACACUGCUCUGUCCCUGCUGUACAGAUGCACGCUAUCCUAACCCUAAUUCAAAAAGAGACGGGGUGUGGAGGUAAGAGUCACGUCCAACUGGAUUGGUCUGAGUCCCACAAGGUCACAGGGCUGGUAUUCAGCAAAGCAGGCAUAUAAAUUUAGCUUCAUGAAAAGCCAUGGAUUAUGUCUUGGGACUCUCAGAUUUCGUCUUCAGAGGAGUGGUUGUGAUGACCACCCCUCAGGUGUUAAGAGGUGGGAGAUAUUUCUAUCAGACUGCACUCACGCACACCAUCCUUCUCUGUUGCUUCUCCUCUCUGGAGACCCUCCUACUGCACUGCAUUCAGCGGAGAGCUGGAUUUUGGAUUUAUUAUUAAGAACUGAGGCUUGAGGACUUAGGAGUGAUGUGUGGGGUGUGAGAGAGACCUUUGAACUACGGACUAAACGCAGGAUUCAGUGUGCAAUAAGUUGGAAAAAGUGUCAUGGAUGCAUUAGCUUUAGAGGCAAAAGGGGCUAAGAGUGAAAGCGCAGCACCUGCACCCCCUAAACCCAGACCAAAACCCCCGAAAAAAACUAAACGGAUUGUUUACUUUGAGGUGGAGAUACUAGACAUCAAAACCCGGGAAAAACUAUUGCUUCUGGAUAAGGUAGAGCCAACAGCCACUAUUUUGGACAUUAAGUCUAUGUUCCACAAAUCAAAUCCACACUGGUAUCCAGCCAGACAGUCUUUACGCCUGGACCCAAAAGGAAAACCCUUAAGGGAUGAGGAAAUCCUUCAAGAGCUCCCCGUGGGAACCACCGCAACCUUCUACUUCAGAGACCUGGGAGCCCAGAUUUCCUGGGGAACUGUGUUCCUAAUCGAGUGCAUUGGACCACUUGUCAUAUAUCUGCUGUUUUAUUUUCGACUGCCUUUAAUCUACGCUCCCAAGUACGAGUUCACCGCCAGUAAGCAUUUGGUUGUGCAUAUUGCCUGUGUGUGUCAUUCCUUCCACUACAUGAAGCGAAUCUUGGAGACGUUGUUCGUCCAUCGCUUCUCCCACGGCACCAUGCCACUGCGAAACAUUUUUAAAAACUGUUCCUAUCACUGGUGCUUUGCUGCAUGGAUGGCUUAUUACAUCAAUCACCCUCUUUACACACCGCCAUAUUAUGGGGAGAAGCAGGUGAAGGCAGCACUGGCAGUCUUUCUAUUCUGUCAACUUGGCAGCUUCUCGAUUCACAUGGCUCUGCGUAAUCUCAAACUACCUGGUUGUAAGAUUAAGAAGAUUCCUUAUCCAACCAAGAAUCCUUUUACAUGGAUAUUUGCACUUGUUUCAUGCCCAAAUUACACAUAUGAGCUGGGAUCUUGGCUCGGAUUCACACUCAUGACCCAGUGUCUCCCCGUGUUGUUCUUCACUGUGGUGGGAUUCAUACAGAUGACCGUUUGGGCCAAAGGAAAGCAUCGCAGCUACCUGAAGGAGUUCAAAGAGUAUCCCACACUGCGCUCCCCCAUCCUACCAUUCAUCCUGUAGCAGGAAAAUACAACACUACAAAUAAGAUCAACAGAACAAAUAUAAGUCAGGGUUUUACUAGUUUGUUUAUAUAUAUAUAUAUAAGCAAGUCUUAAUGAAUAUUAAUGUAUGAAAUAACCUUAGUAAAUUAAAUACUGUAAUGCAUUAAAAGCCAUUCUAUUUUAAUAAUGAUAAUACAUUAAAAAAAAAAUUAGUUUUAUUGUUCAUUUACAUGAAUACAGAAAAUUGUUCAAAUUUAUGGAAAUAAAAAGAUAUACAAUUAGCAGAAAAAGUACCACAGCCUAGAAAUAAAAAGUGACUCUUUUUGUCUGAGAGCUUCAGUCUUGGUGAGAUGUGAAUUAAAGGGCAAUUCUGUUCCUUUGAGGUAUAUACAACACACUCUAUUUUUCUUUUCUUUGAAAAUGACUAAAGCUAACUUGUAUGUAGCAGAUAUCCUGACUGAUGCAUUUCCAAAUAAUGCAUUGAACAUGUCAACAAUGUUAUGCUUCUGUUUUUCUUAAGUGCAUACAUUUAUGGUAAGCUUUUAUGAUAUUGGCUUUAUUUGUUUAGGUCAUAUUAUAUAUAUAUAUAUAUAUAUAUAUAUAUAU